This is a messenger RNA of Trichoderma breve, 822 nucleotides long. RefSeq lists its product as uncharacterized. The transcript has 6 exons. Lineage: Eukaryota; Fungi; Ascomycota; Sordariomycetes; Hypocreales; Hypocreaceae. The record is from RefSeq and is a predicted model, not a curated record. Gene Ontology annotation, biological process: mycotoxin biosynthetic process. Bases 1 to 822 code for a protein of 273 amino acids.
AUGUUAGGGCACAAGGAGUAUGACUACUCUUCCGUAGAGGGAGAAGAAGAAGAGGCCUUCCUAAGCAAUGGUACUUCCGAGAGAAAUGAGAGACAACCGUUGCCAUUGACAAGGUCAAAGCUCUCCUGGUUGCUAUAUGCCACCGUAACGGUAACCUCGCUUCUUACAGGAAUUGUCAUUGGUUACAAUUCUCGAAGAGGAACAGUUGAGAAAGGUCUUACGUUUGCAGACACCUCUCACCUCAGACUCUACAACGGAAUAAAUUUUGAGACGCACGAGCAACGAUUCAAUGGUUCGCUGUUCAAAAGAAGUGCAUACAGUGGCCCUCCAACUCCCGAGAUGGAUCAAACCUGGGAAACAAUGCCAGACUAUCCUCCAGUGCUGAAUAUUUCGACAGAAGAUGCGCGAGCAUCCACAAGCUAUCCACUCAAGACGGCAGUUCAUCUCAAUGAGACACAAAACAUCGGCUAUAUGGCCAGUUUGGGAUUUUUCCAUCAAAUUCACUGCCUUAACAUGCUUCGGAAGUUCAUCUAUCUCGAUUAUUACAAAGAGACCCAGCCCGAUUGGUACACACAGCCAUAUCUACAAGGCCAUGCAGAUCACUGCGUCGAUAUGCUGCGCGAAUCCAUCAUGUGUCACGGCGAUACUACCCUGAUCGUGUACCACUGGAUCAAUGGUUAUGCUGAUCCAGUACCCGAUUUCAGUACUAUGCAUACUUGCCGGGAUCCGGAGGCUAUCUUAGAUUGGAUGCAAACGAACCAAAUCAUACUCAAGGAAGCAGUUUAUAAACAUGGAGAAAUGGAUCUUCCUGAAAUAUUUUGA